AUGGCGGCGCCCUGCGCGGAGAUGGAACCGGCAGCGGCUCCUCUCAGUCCAGGCGCGGAGGAGCUGGUUUGCGCGCGGGGCCGCAACCGCAAGGCCGUGCUGUGCCAGCGCUGCGGCUCGCGCGUGCUGCUGCCCGGCGCCGCCACCUUCGCGCGCAGAGAGCUUUUCCUUCCCUCCAUGAAGAAGAAGACGGCCCUGCUUGCCAGCAACUCUCCGGAUGGGGACGUGCUCCAGGAUCACUGGCUCGUAGAUAACAUGUUUUCCUUUGAGAAUAUUGGGUUCACCAAGGACGUUGGGAAUGUAAAGUUCCUCAUAUGUGCAGACUGUGAGAUUGGGCCAAUUGGUUGGCACUGCCUAGAUGAUAAGAAGAGCUUCUACAUAGCCCUGGACCGUGUUUCUCAUGAGUAGCAUCCUGAGUCGAGCUGGGACUCUCUGCGAGGCCAUCCCAGCUGGUGGCCAGGAUUCCUCAGCGCAACCAUUCCACAGCUCUUAACAUGUACCAACAUGAAGCCAGAGGCACCGGCGCGUGGACUUGAACAUGUCAUGGAUUCAUCUUAACACCUUAUUUAAAGCAAUGGGCAAUUAUUGUCACAUUCCGUGCAUUACAGCUUCCUCUGGUCCUUCCUCCCACUGUAACGCAGGGAUGGCGAUUCCACAGUCUUUCCAUUUCUGAUUUUUAGUCCUGACUCAUGGGCAGUCUCAUCUUGGUUCCUGAACUGUAAAAUGUGAGCAUAACUCUUGUCACCAGAUGUCUUUCCCACAGAAACUCAUGGUUUGUUUUUUAAUUUAAAUUUUGACUGGAAUAUGGAACAUUGCAAUGUAUUUCAAUGAAAAAGCUUUCUCCAAAAGGGAGGAACAAACUAGGAACUGCACCUUUGAGAGGACAGCUAGGUAGAUAGAACUGUGCCCAUUUUCUCAGGCAUUUUAUCCAGUUUUAGUGGUUUCUCACUAUGAUUUGGACUACAGGAUUUGCCCUUCGUGCCACAUGUAAAAGUUUACAGCCCGGGCAGCUUUCUCCCUCCUUUUAAAAGAUUACUUUCCUGCUUGCAUUUACAGUUUAAAUUGUUCACGGCCUGGCAAUGAAAGAUGGCCUGGGCUGGUGCUGCUGUGGAGGUUUCAUUUUGCAGGAAGUAUAAGGGUGUUUCCUGUGUAAGAUAAAAUCCAUAGUCAAAUUGCAAAAAGUAAAUGUACUUGAACUGCUAUAAUCAAUAUUCAUGUUCAAUUAAAUUUAUUCCAUGUUU
Terrapene triunguis (Three-toed box turtle) is the source of this 1241-nucleotide messenger RNA. It is a transcript of the gene RABIF, whose product is annotated as RAB interacting factor. Gene Ontology annotation, biological process: small GTPase-mediated signal transduction; post-Golgi vesicle-mediated transport. The record is from RefSeq and is a predicted model, not a curated record. Gene Ontology annotation, cellular component: membrane; cytosol. The transcript is spliced from 2 exons. Gene Ontology annotation, molecular function: guanyl-nucleotide exchange factor activity; zinc ion binding. Bases 1 to 408 code for a protein of 135 amino acids. Lineage: Eukaryota; Metazoa; Chordata; Testudines; Emydidae.